AUGGCAUUCCCAGCGCCGGCCCGCCCGCGCCGCGCCGUCGUCUGCUUCGCCUCUCUCUUCAUCCUUACCACGAUCUUCCUCGCCGCCACCCGCAUGGCCUCCUCCCUCGAGUUCGCCCUUCGCCGCCGUCCCACGACCCAGGAGGCCCCGAAGCGCUCCCCUGCCGACGCACCCAUGUCCUACGGCUCCGCCGCCAGGCCGGCUUUCACCGACCUAUCGGUCCAGAUCGCCACCUUGCCCGAGCAACACCUGCCCUCGCGCGCGAACCCGGGCCACCGCCUCGUCAUCGUCGGCGACGUCCACGGCAUGCGCGCCUCGCUCGACAAGUUGCUCGAGGAGCUGCGCUUCGACACCUCGCGCGGCGACCACCUCGUGCUCGCCGGCGACAUGAUCAACAAGGGCCCCGACUCGAGGGGCGUCAUCGACCUCGCCAUGCGUCUCGGCGCCUCCGCCGUCCGGGGAAACCACGAGGACCGCGUGCUGCUGGCCCACCGCAGCAUGCAGACGACGCACGUCGCCGAUGAGGACGCCCACGGGAAUCCCGUCACCAAGAGGGAGGAGGGAGCCGAGGCAGAGGAGCACAAGACGGAAGAACCCAAGACGGAAGAGCCCAAGACGGAAGAACCCAAGACGGAAGACCCGAAGCCAGAAGAUCACAAGACAGAGGAUCCCGAGAAGGAAGACCCGAAGAAAGAAGACCCGACACCCGAACCUGAGUCUGCCGACGACAAAGCCGCCGCCACCGCCCCCGAGGCCCCCGAGGAGCCCGAAGAGCCCGAGCAGGACGACCUCGAGCCCACCAUCUUCCCCCACGGCGACUCCCGCGAGCGCGCCACCGCCCGCGCCCUCUCGCGCAAGCACCGCGACUGGCUCUCCACCCUCCCCGUGAUCCUGGACGUCGGCUCCGUCGAGGGCCUCGGCAACCUCGUCGUCGUCCACGCCGGCCUCGUCCCCGGCCUCCCCUUGCGCCAGCAGGACCCGUGGGCCGUCAUGAACAUGCGCGGCCUCGUCUACCCGCGCGAGGAGCUCCGCCGCCAAGAGGCCCGCCGCGUUCUCGAGGACUACCGCAAGAUCCACACCGCCGCCCCCGACGUCACCGAGACCAUGGUCGAGCGCGAGCACGAGCGCCGCCGCAAGCCCGGCGACCGCGGCCUCGCCAUCCCCACCGACCGCCACGACGGCGCGAGCUCCUGGCCCCGCGCCUGGAACGCCCUCCAGCGGGGCCUGCCCGAGGCCGAGCCCCGCACCGCCGUCGCCUACGGCCACGACUCCAAGAGGGGCCUCAGCAUCGACAAGUACACCUUCGGCCUCGACUCGGGCUGCGUCAACGGCGGCGAGCUCAGCGCGCUCGUCAUCGAGGCCACGGCCGAGGGCGUCACGCACGCCGUCAAGAGCGUCAAGUGCGACAAGGACGGGGCCAAGGGGAGGAAGAAGCACAAGAAGAGCGAGAAGAAGAAGAAGGAGACGACGGCGGACGAGGAGGCUCAGUCAUAG
Molecule: messenger RNA, 1494 nt
Organism: Colletotrichum higginsianum IMI 349063
Lineage: Eukaryota; Fungi; Ascomycota; Sordariomycetes; Glomerellales; Glomerellaceae
Product: Calcineurin-like phosphoesterase
Exons: 1
Coding region: 1-1494 (497 amino acids)
Biological process (GO): polyphosphate catabolic process
Cellular component (GO): cytoplasm
Molecular function (GO): phosphatase activity; endopolyphosphatase activity
Source: RefSeq, a predicted model, not a curated record